Molecule: messenger RNA, 2268 nt
Organism: Lichtheimia ornata
Lineage: Eukaryota; Fungi; Mucoromycota; Mucoromycetes; Mucorales; Lichtheimiaceae
Exons: 9
Coding region: 1-2268 (755 amino acids)
Biological process (GO): protein O-linked glycosylation via mannose
Cellular component (GO): membrane; endoplasmic reticulum
Molecular function (GO): dolichyl-phosphate-mannose-protein mannosyltransferase activity
Source: RefSeq, a predicted model, not a curated record
AUGGACACUCUAAAGAGAAGACACACCACGACGCAAAAUGGCAUGGCUGCAUGCAGCAUCAUGGCUGAAGAAGGCUACGACCCCAUUUCAUUGAACGACGAUCAAGACGAUAUCUAUGCCGAAAAGGAGAGAUCAUUUCGCAAUCGACAUCCUCACACCUCAGGCUACAAAAAGUAUAUGGCAGCUGCAAAAAAGUAUCAGCACGUGCUUAUCCCUACAACAUUGACAUUGUUGUCAUUUAUCACACGUUUCUAUGACCUUGCUCGAUCCGAUUCCGUCGUUUGGGAUGAGGCACAUUUUGGAAAGUUUGGUUCAUAUUACCUCAAGCGAGAAUACUAUUUUGAUGUUCAUCCACCUUUGGGCAAGAUGCUGGUUGGAUUGUCCGGUUGGCUGGUGGGAUACGAUGGAUCCUUUGAUUUUCAAUCAGGUGCCACCUUUCCAGAAGGACUCAAUUAUUGGGGUAUGCGUUUAUUCAAUUCGGCGUGGGGCGCUCUCAUGGUGCCAUUAGCUUAUGGCACAGCCAAGGAAUUUGGCAUGUCGAUGCGUGCAAGUAUUUUGGCGGCUUCCAUGGUGCUGUUUGAUACGGCAUACCUUUGUAUCAGCCGCUUUAUUCUUUUGGAUUCAAUGCUUUUGUUCUUUACAUGUACAUCACUCUAUUGCCUUUCCAAACUUCGAAGCACGCGUCAUCAACCUUUUUCCAAACAAUGGUGGUUAUGGAUGUUUAUGACUGGUGUUUCUCUUGGCUGUGUCUCAAGUGUCAAAUGGGUUGGAUUGUUUGCUGUGGCUAUGGUGGGCGUCUACACGCUCGAUGAACUUUGGGACUUGUAUGGAGAUCCUCAACUCUCUAUCGUUGUUUAUGCAGCUCACUGGGUGGCCCGUGCAAUCACGUUGAUUGCUGUCCCAAUGGUCGUUUAUGUGGCAAGUUUCAAGGCACAUUUCACAAUCCUCAGUAAAAGUGGUCCUGGCGAUAAUCAGAUGAGCUCGUUAUUCCAAGCACAACUUGAAGGAAAUUCGCUUGGUGAAAGUCCAUUGGAAAUCGCGUUUGGCUCCGAAGUUACCAUAAAGAGCCAAACUUUAGGAGGUGGUCUUCUUCAUUCUCAUGUCCAAAAAUAUCCAGAAGGGUCCAAGCAUCAACAAGUGACGAUUUACCACCACAAGGACGAGAACAACAACUGGGUUCUUCAUCCAGUGGAUGCUGAAGAAGAAGGAGAUGUCAACGAAGAGGAUAUCCAAUACAUCCGUGAUGGCGAUCAUGUUCGUUUGUUGCAUAAGCGUACCAAGGUUUACUUGCAUAGCCACGAGAUGCCCGGCCAUGUUACCAACGAGCAUUACGAAGUCGGUGGACAUGGCACUGAGAAGGACCCCAUGAUUGGCAAUACUUGGAAAGUGGAAGUCAAGGAUGAUAUUGGUGCAAUGAGCAACGACAACAACCGUAUCCAUACGUUAUCUACACGUUUCAGGCUUCGACACGUUGAGUUGGGAUGUCUAUUGCGAUCCGAAAAGGCGUCGCUUCCACAAUGGGGCUUCAAGCAAGGUGAAAUGACAUGUGAUCCAAAUGCCAAAGACAAUGACCCCGCUGUAUUGUGGAACAUUGAAGAACAUGAAAACGAAAAACUGCCUCCUGCUGGUAAACAAGCUUAUCGCAGCAAGUUUUGGCGUGAUUUUAUUCAUUUGAAUGUGGGCAUGUGGCGAUCCAACAAUGCACUUAUCCCAGACCCUGACAAAGAAGACAGGCUCACAUCAGCCCCCACUGAAUGGCCCCUAGUAUCCAUCGGCAUGCGCAUAUGCGGUUGGGGAGAGAAGAAUGUCCGAUACCUUUUAAUGGGUAACCCUGCUGUUUGGUGGGCAAGUGCUGCAUCCUUGGCUGUAUUUGGUUUGACCGUGGCGAUUUACAAUGUGCGUACGCGUCGUCACGGAGCCCACGUAUUACAAGGGAAAAAAAUGGAUGACUUUUAUUUCACGGGCAGGGUUUUGCUUAUUGGAUGGUUCUUUCAUUACUUGCCAUUCUUCAUCAUGGGACGUGUCACCUACCUUCACCAUUAUUUCCCAGCCUUGUACUUUAGCAUUUUCAUGGUGCCAUUGUUGAUGGAUCAUUUUGUCGCCCAAUCCUCUCCAAGAACACAAACCGUGGUCUUUACCAUUGCGUUAGCAUUGGUCAUCUCUGCAUUUAUCUAUUUCAGCCCUAUUGCAUUUGGCAUGACAGGUCCACUUGACAAGUAUACAGGAAGAAUGUGGUUUAGAAAUUGGCGAUUCGCUGAUGAAGAAUAG